AUGUCUGCACCAGAAGUUCAUCAUCUGUUUCACAACCCAAUCGCAGACCAUUCCUUCUCACCUGAUAAGAACACCCUUGCAGUUGCGCGGGAUAACAAUGUGGAGCUCUACCAGAGAGGGGGAAGCAAGUUUUCCUUGACUGAUGAGCUUAGAGGUCAUGAGAAGACUGUGACGGGCGUUGACAUUGCUCCUAGCAGUGGCCGCAUUGUUACCUGCUCGCAGGAUCGCAACGCUUAUGUAUGGGAGCGAACCGACUCUGGUUGGAAACCGACACUGGUCCUUCUUCGAAUUAACAGAGCUGCCACAUUUGUCCGUUGGUCUCCAUCCGAACAGAAGUUUGCUGUCGGCUCAGGAGCUCGCGUGAUAGCAGUGUGUUACUUUGAGGAAGAAAAUGACUGGUGGAUUUCAAAGCACCUGAAGAAACCUAUCCGAAGCACUAUAACUACGCUUGCCUGGCAUCCUAAUUCGGUCUUGCUGGCUGCUGGCUCGACGGACUCUCAUGCAAGAGUUCUUUCCAGCUAUAUAAAGGGUGUUGAUACACGCCCGGAGGCCAGUGCCUGGGGAGAGCGUCUUCCCUUUAACACAAUAUGCGGAGAAUUCCUGAAUAACUCGGCGGGGUGGAUUCAGGGGGUUUGCUUUUCUCCAAGUGGGAAUGCGCUUGCUUUUACUGGGCAUGAUAGCAGUGUCACAGUUGUCUAUCCAAGUGCGCCAGAGCAACCUCCCCGUGCAAUGUUAAAUGUCACUACUCGUCUUCUGCCUUUUAACAGCUUGAUUUGGAAUGGGGAAGACGAGAUCAUUGUAGCUGGUCAUGACUGCGAACCAUACCGUCUCCGCGGCAAUGAGAAUGGGUGGCAACUUGUGGGAUCGAUUGAAAACAAGACAGGCCCUGGCGCGGGUAGCGUCCGCGAGGAGUCGGCUCUGAAUAUGUUCCGUCAGAUGGAUCUCAAAGGACAAACCCAGGCUGAUACGCAGCUCAAGUCGGUCCACCAGAAUACUAUUAGCACUGUUCGAGUAUACGAAGAGGCCAACGGGGCCGUUCGCCGGUUCAGUACUAGCGGAGUUGAUGGGCGUGUAGUUGUUUGGGUGAUCUAG
Messenger RNA from Aspergillus tanneri, 1092 nucleotides. Its product is annotated as WD40 repeat domain-containing protein. The coding region runs from base 1 to 1092 and encodes 363 amino acids. Lineage: Eukaryota; Fungi; Ascomycota; Eurotiomycetes; Eurotiales; Aspergillaceae. Gene Ontology annotation, biological process: Arp2/3 complex-mediated actin nucleation. Gene Ontology annotation, molecular function: actin filament binding. The transcript has 4 exons. Gene Ontology annotation, cellular component: actin cytoskeleton; Arp2/3 protein complex. The record is from RefSeq and is a predicted model, not a curated record.